GAGAAGUGGGUUGAGCCAAUAGGCUGAACGAAGUGCGUGUAGGACCGAAAGGCACACCGAGCGAAGGCAGGAUGUGGUAAAGGGAUAAAGCAGAGCUGGAAACUGGUCGAAAGACGCCAUGCACUCCACGGGUCUGGGAUUCUGAAUUCAGUAUUAUAGCCUAUGAAUGUCGCAGACAGAAAAGAGUGGAAAUGAGUAACAGUGGAGUGCAAGAUGCAGGGUCCAAUCCGACAGGUUCCGCAGGGCAGGUCAAGGAAAAUGGACCGGAUAAACCCAACAGUCCAAAUGGCACCAAUACAAACCCAAUCACUCCGGUGGAUCCCGAUGAUGAGCCACAAACAGCCAUUACGGAUGUCACCCAGAUGUUGAUGAAAUUUUCAAAGACUUUCAUCGUUAUUUUUCCCAUUUAUGUUUUGGGAUAUUUUGAGUUCAGCUUUAGUUGGAUUCUUGUUGGACUUGCCACUUUUUUCUGGUACAGAAGACAUCAUGGAAAUAAAAGCACAAGACUUAACCGAGCCUUGGCGUUUUUGGAGCAUGAAGAGAAAACAGUGAGGCAAAGUUUGCCCACUUCCGAGUUGCCACCCUGGGUCCAUUUCCCAGACGUUGAGAGAGUGGAAUGGCUCAACAAGACCGUGAAGCAGAUGUGGCCGUACAUCUGUCAGUUUGUGGACAAGCUUUUCCGGGAGACCAUCGAGCCGGCAGUGAAGGGCGCUAACCCUCACCUUAGCACCUUCAGCUUCACCAAGAUAGACAUGGGGGACAAGCCUUUAAGAGUGAACGGGGUGAAGGUGUACAGUGAGAACGUGGACAAACGUCAGAUCAUCAUGGACCUGCAGAUAAGCUUUGUCGGGAAUACGGAAAUAGAUGUGGACAUCAAAAAAUACUACUGCCGAGCUGGCAUAAAGAGCAUACAGCUUCAGGGGACGCUGCGUGUCGUCAUGGAGCCUCUUCUGGGGGACAUGCCGCUGAUUGGAGCGCUGUCCGUCUUCUUCCUGCAGAAGCCUUUGCUGGACAUCAAUUGGACAGGCCUCACAAACAUGCUGGACAUUCCAGGGUUGAAUGGUCUGUGUGACAACCUCAUUCAGGACAUCAUCAACAGCUACCUGGUCCUGCCCAACCGUAUCACCAUUCCUCUGGUGGGAGACACCCAGCUGGCUCAGCUACGCUUCCCUAUUCCUAAGGGCGUCCUGAGGAUCCACUUUCUUGAGGCCCAGGAACUGAUUGGCAAGGACAAGUUCCUGGGAGGGCUGAUCAAGGGCAAGUCUGACCCAUAUGGGAUCAUCCAGAUUGGCAAACAGCUCUUCCAGAGCAAGGUCAUCAAAGAGAACGUCAACCCCAAAUGGAAUGAAGUCUACGAGGCCUUGGUGUAUGAGAACACAGGGCCCCACCUGGACAUCGAACUGUUCGACGAGGACACAGACAAGGAUGACUUCCUGGGCAGUUUAAUGAUUGAUGUCUCAGAGCUUCAGAAAGAACAGAAGGUGGAUGAGUGGUUUGUUCUGGAGGAGGUGGCUUCGGGGAAGUUGCAUUUGAAGAUGGAGUGGCUGUCUCUGCUCUCAACUCCUGAGAAGCUUGAUCAGGUGUUGUCCAGUGUCAAGGCUGACCGAGGCCUGGCCAAUGACGGCCUCUCGUCUGCGCUGCUGGUGGUCUUCCUGGAUUCAGCCAGGAGCCUUCCGAGUGUCUUCGAGGGGAACGUGGGGUGUGGCUACUUGAAAGAGAGACGGGCAUCGGGCCUAGUCUUUUGUGAGAAUACCGCCUCACUCUAUAGGACGCUAUUUCGCAAUCCAUUAGAAUUCAACCAUGACCAGUUGAAGAAGGCCUCUGUCAAUAAGGCCAUCAAGUCUGGUAAGAAAGUGAGCAGUGACCCCAGUCCAUUCGUCCAGUUCACUGUCGGCCACAAAACCUGCGAGAGCAAGACCCGGUUCAAGACUAAUGAGCCUGUGUGGGAGGAGACCUUCACCUUCCUCAUUCACAACCCCAAGAGCCAGGAGCUGGAGGUGGAAGUGAAGGAUGAGAAACACGAGUGCUCGCUGGGGACAUUGAAGGUGCCCCUCACUGAACUCCUGGAGGCGGAGGAGAUGAUGAUCAACAAGCGUUUCCCUCUGAAGAACUCCGGGCCCAGCUGCACUCUCAAGCUGAAGAUGGCGCUGAAGGUGCUGUGUCUAGAGAAAGCUGCCCAGUCCGACCAAACCCCCUCCUCAGUCCAGGUGCGCAAGGCCAGCACCCCUGUACCCUCCCAACGCACCUCCGUCUCCGAGCCCCCGCGCUCUGUCUCGGAUCUCCCCCCUUCCAUGGCUGCCUCCUCCCAGGACCUCCCCAGACGAGGUGGGGGAGACGUGGGGCCUUCCUUCGGCAGCCCAGGGGGAGUGGGUCUUAGUCAUGGUAAAGGUCUGGCCGAGGCUGGCCGAAGCAGCUCCAACCUGGCCAUCUCUGGUUCCCAGCAGUACCUGGCUGGGAAGGAGCCCACGCCUAGCAUCGCCUCGGACAUCUCCAACCCCUACGCCACGCAGGAGCUGCAGCAGAGGUUGCGUCAGCUGCAGAAUGGCUCAGGCCCCAGUCAUUUCCCCCUUGGAGAGGUGCAGCUCACAGUGAGACACAGCUCUCAGAGGAACAAGCUUGUCGUGGUGUUGCACGCCUGCAGGAACCUGAUAUCGUUCACAGAGAGCGGCUCAGACCCCUAUGUUCGUCUCUAUCUGCUGCCCGACAAACGACGCUCUGGCCGGAGGAAAACUCACACACAAAAGAAGUCACUCAACCCAGUUUAUGAUCAGACAUUUGAGUUUAACGUGUCGAUUGUGGAGCUCCACCGGAGGACUCUGGACGUAGCCGUUAAGAACGGAGGACAUCUGCUCUCCAAACACAAGGGACUGCUGGGAAAGGUUCUGGUGGAUUUGACCUGUGAGGAUAUUGCUAAGGGUUGGACGCAAUGGUAUGAGCUAAGUGAAGAUGGUUUGAGGAAACCUGCUCAGCUGUAGAUAAAAACUGACAGACAAGAUUGAGGAGGUCCUGGCCAGGGGGGGGCGUGUGAGGAGACUGCCACUGCUCUUCAGUGGACAGAAGAAGACAGGGAAAUGUGCUAUACAAAAGUCUCAUUUUACUUUGCAAUGCUACCAAACAUGUACAGAGAGCGUAACUGCCUUUCCAUUCAGUUACAUUGCGUUUUAGUUUAUUUUUAUGUUUACUAUAAUUAUUAUUAUUUACGUUACUUGCUUUUGUAAAGUGUUUUAUAUUCAUUUAAACACAUCAGUCGCAACAUUAUCAACCCCUUUAAUGAGUUAUUCUGUGCAAAAGAGGACAAGUAGAACAUAGUAUGUAAGGUAUCUAAAGGCAAAUAUAAAAAAAGAGAAUUCCUUCUUCGCAGAUGAUGUUAUGGACUGUAACAAUAUUGUCUUGGUAUCGCAGUUCCAUCAUACUUACUGCCUUAUUCUUUUAGGGAGGACUAUGUACAGUACACAACAUGUAAAUAUGUACAAUGAAGCGGACUAAAAAGAAUGUUUAUAAUAGUAUUACAAAAAGGUGUUUCGCUUAGUCAAAAUGACCACCUUCUCAACAAACUUUCCAAUGUCAUAAAUUGAAAUUCCAUGAGAUUCUGAUGUUCCUCAUGCAACUUGUGGAGUUCAUACAAGCCUGUAUUCUCUGUACAUUUGAAAUUAGUCACCAAAGAGACAAGUAUUUCAUCUAACUGUAUGUGGGUUUUAAGCCAAAUAUGUAAGAAAGUUUGCACACUACUUUGUGUUUUUAAAGUGUAGGGAUCAUACUUUUAGCAAGAGUAAUUGAAUACAUUAAUUUGACUUAAUUCUAUUUUUUAUUAAACAAAACAUUGGUGUCUUCAGAUCUCUAAACUCAACAGUUGAUAGAGAUACACUGUACUAUGUGGGUAGUCCGUCAUGGCUGUUAUAAAUAAACACCAGUCUUAAUUUUGAUGUUUUCAUUCAUACACUUUUACAUAGUACACAUUACGGCAUGCACAUUGUGUUCAAGGCUUCUAAUGCUUUUACUCACCAAGAUCACAGUACACAUCAGACUGUAAGUGUUAAUGUUGUUGGGAAACUGUCAUAUCUGUACCACUGACACAGGUAUAUAACCUUACAUUUGUUAUCACAUGAAAUGUGCACAUAGUUGUUGGAACAUGUAUGCCUGUUGUCCUAUGUCUUCACUGCAACAACCUACUGUUUCCUGUCAAACCAUACCCACUUUUUUUUUACUUUGGAAAAAACGCUGUGUGACUGUGUAAGCCAUCAAAUGAAAAGUGUGUUUGGAGUUGAGCUCCUUAUCCCAUUUCAAACUGGUCUGUGCUCACUAUGUAGUUUAUUUAUCUUGUGCCUUAAUCCACAAUGUCCAGAUAUUUAGAAGGAUAAAAAUGCUUUUACAUGUAUAAGAAUGUCAUGUAUUUUAAAUAAUAAUAAAGAGCUUUUGCUGCGUGUGCAGCGGUAUGCUGUA
Messenger RNA from Osmerus eperlanus (European smelt), 4440 nucleotides. RefSeq names its product extended synaptotagmin-like protein 2a (gene esyt2a). The record is from RefSeq and is a predicted model, not a curated record. Gene Ontology annotation, cellular component: extrinsic component of cytoplasmic side of plasma membrane; endoplasmic reticulum membrane. NCBI's taxonomy places the organism in Eukaryota, Metazoa, Chordata, Actinopteri, Osmeriformes, Osmeridae. Gene Ontology annotation, molecular function: phosphatidylethanolamine binding; phosphatidylinositol binding; calcium ion binding. The transcript has 25 exons. Gene Ontology annotation, biological process: lipid transport. Bases 192 to 2975 code for a protein of 927 amino acids.